This is a messenger RNA of Paramecium octaurelia, 1132 nucleotides long. The record is from the annotation of a GenBank genome assembly. NCBI's taxonomy places the organism in Eukaryota, Ciliophora, Oligohymenophorea, Peniculida, Parameciidae.
AUGGAAAUUGAAUAAGAAGAAUAAAACAUAUAAGAACUGAUUGCAUCUUAGACAUCCAUUAUUAAUGUGAGAACUUAAGUUGACUUAGAAUAAUAUUUCCAAAAUAUCAAUAUUAGAUUGAAAAAAGAGUAUUUGAAAAAUAAUCAUCUACGUAAUUGUUAUUUGGACAUAUUUGAAAAAGACAGUAUACAAAGAAAACAAUGUUCAACUACUGAAUUACUAAUCAAUUUGUUCAAGACAUCUUAUUCGGAAUUUAUGAAUAAAUAAAUUGACAAUAUCGGAAUUAUUAAACUAUUUAUUGAAGACAAUAUUGAUGCCUUCAUUACUGGAUCACUGAUACCUCCCUAAUAAGUUUGGCAUGAUUAUAAAAUAUUAAUUUUAGCCAUUAUAAUUAAAAUUAUGAGAAGUAAAUCUAUUAGUUAUAUUAGUGAAAAGCAGUACAGGACAAUUGAUUUAUGAAUGUAUGGUAGCUCAAAUAUAUGCAAAAUUAGGGUGCAUUUUUUAAGAUGAAGUCCCAUAUAUUCCAGAGUUCAAAGAUUAUUUUGAAUGGUAUUUUUGGUCUGAUGACAGAAAUAAAUAUUUAGAAAUAAAUGAGCUUACAGAAGAUUAAUAACGUCAAUUAAGAAUAGUAAGUAUUAUAAGAAAAUAUUCCUUUUUGCUUUGGAGUUUGUUAUGGAUUGAUCCGAAUUAAAUCUUAAGCAUAAAUCCAGAUCUGCAAUAAUUUAGACAAGAAUAGAAAAUACCAGCUUAUCGAUAUUUGAAUAAGGAUAGAUAAAUGUUUGCAAUUCUAGUGUUUAAAUUUGUUUAAUGCAAUACAUUUGCCUUUGUUCCAGCACUUAAUGCCUUAUACGAUGUUGUUUAAGAUAAGAAAAUAUUGUUACCCAUUUUCAAUAUGUUUUAAGAUAAAUUGAGCAAUGAUGGACUUUUAGAGAGUUUAUUGGAUGACUUAGGACCAUUGAAGGAACUAGCCAAAUAUGAAUUCUUUGUCUACCCUUAGGUUCAUGAUAAAGGAUUAAUAAGGAUUGUUUAAGGGAAAUUAAAAUUACUUCUGGAUGAGGGAAGCCAAACAGAAAAUGAUUUUUAUGCAAAAUUAUUUUUAAACGAUUAGAGACCUACAUUCUAUUAGGAUUGA